AGACAGUGAAUAAGCGCAAGAAAGAGUGAGUGAGCUCAAGAAUGAGUGCCCUAUUGAAUAAUAUUUAUCAUGUGUAAACUACCUUUCUGCGUUUAACAUUGCAUAGCUUCAUGAAGAUUGCGAGUUGUCUACGGAUUAAGUUGUUUUGAUGACAAUGCUGCCAUAGAUUUUCAUAUCUCUUGAUUCAUAAAAUCAUCAUCAUGAAAUACAUUUCUGCUCUAUCAUUUUUAUGGACAUUGGAAAUAAUCGAUAUACAUGUCAUCAAUUGAUUUCUGGACGGGCGGAGAUUAUGACUGAUUGAUUUUACAACGUAAAGGGAACAUCUAGCGCCGAGGGGAGGAAACCUGUGAAUUAUUUGUGAGAAAUCAAGCCGCUCAAUCUCCUGUGAGGACCUGUUUCUGGACUAGCACCCAGAAGAACGGAAGCAAAGCGAAAGAUGAUGGAAUGGCCGUGACAACAUGAAAAAGAAAAAGUGUGGAGCUCUAUUUUCAUCCAGCCAGUGAUUCAACACGACUGACCUGGGGGACAGAGGCGGAGAUAGAAAGAAGAGUGGCCUGUCGCCCCCCUGGAACCCGCCAUGGAGCCUCCUCCCUCUUUGAGCUUGGCUCUCUUGGGAGGCAGUGAGGACGAGGACCCGCGGUUCCCCCUCCCUCUGAGUGGAAUCUCCCACCCCCCCAUGAUCGGCAACUACCCGGGAUCGAACCACUCCAACCACAUGGGGGGAUCCAGCCUGGACCGGCUGAAUGGGUCACCCACCACGCCUAGCAUGCCACAGGCGUCCCUUCCCAAGCUGCCGCUCUCCUCAGUUGGUGGUCAACCCUUACCCCCCAUCCCCAAUGCCCUUCACCCAACCAGCACCCCUCUUUCGUCCUGCCUGGGCUCCCAACAUAGCCUGAGUGGGGACAACUCCCCAGUCUACAACGCCCUCUUCUACUCCUCACAUUCCCCCUCAAUGGAGAGGGAGAGAGACAGGGACAGAGAGAGAGACAGGGACAGAGACAGGGACAGGGAGAGGGGGUGUAAGCACCGACAGGCCAGCCCACUGGUCCAUCGGAGAGACAGCAACCCAUUCACAGAGAUCGCCAUGAGCUCCUGUAAAUACACAGGUGGCGUGAUGAAACCUCUCAGUCGCCUCAGCGCCUCCGACGCAACCUUAUCGAAUCCGACAGCGGCAGCGACACUAAAGAGGGCGGUGCGGCAGCCAUUAGUGGGGCAACGGCCAUUGGAGGACGGGACCGAGAAAGAGAGGCCCCACCUACUUCCUAUCCCUGCCAUCCUCUAAUCAACCAACCCAGAAUCCUCCAGAGAUUGUGAUUCAUCUAAAGAGGACUCGCCGUAUGCGAGGGGUUAUGAUAUCACUGACUCAUCCUCCAAUCAGAUGUCAAUAUACCAUCAGAAUCAUGCUUUGGCGGAGAGUAGGGGGGGCUUGAGCAGUGCAGGGGGCACAGGAGGAGGGGGAGGGAGCAGUAGGCAGGGUGGGGUUGGAGGUGUUGGGGCCGUGGGGCCAAGGGGGAGCACCUCGAAGGCUUCUAGUUCUAAACGGAAGAACCAGAACAUUGGUUAUAAAUUGGGCCACAGGAGAGCGUUGUUCGAAAAGAGGAAAAGACUAAGCGACUACGCGCUCAUCUUUGGAAUGUUUGGAAUCGUCGUCAUGGUGAUUGAAACAGAGUUGUCCUGGGGCGUUUACAACAAGAGUUCCAUGUACUCUUUGGCCUUGAAGUGUCUGAUCAGCCUGUCUACUGUGAUCCUGCUGGGUCUCAUCGUAGCCUACCACGCACGAGAAGUCCAGCUUUUCGUCAUCGACAACGGAGCGGACGACUGGCGCAUCGCCAUGACAUUGGAGCGAGUGUUGCUGAUAUCGUUGGAGCUGCUGGUGUCGGCGGUUCACCCGGUGCCCGGGGACUUUAAGUUCCAGUGGCGGGCGCGCCUGGCAUUCUCAUAUGCCCCGUCCCAGGCUGAGGCAGACCUGGACAUGGUGCUGAGUGUCCCCAUGUUCCUGCGCCUCUACCUCAUAGCCCGCGUCAUGCUGCUACAUAGCAAACUGUUCACUGACGCCUCCUCACGGAGUAUAGGGGCUCUUAAUAAGGUGCACUUUAAUACAAGGUUUGUGAUGAAGACUCUGAUGACAAUCUGUCCUGGCACUGUCCUCCUCGUGUUCAGCAUUUCACUGUGGAUCAUAGCUGCCUGGACUGUACGAGUGUGUGAGAGGUAUCAUGAUGCUCAGGAUGUGACCAGUAACUUCCUGGGGGCGAUGUGGCUCAUAUCUAUAACCUUCCUGUCUAUUGGCUAUGGUGACAUGGUUCCUCAUACAUACUGUGGGAAGGGAGUCUGUCUACUGACUGGCAUUAUGGGUGCGGGCUGUACAGCUCUGGUGGUUGCCGUGGUAGCAAGGAAGCUGGAGUUGACUAAGGCAGAGAAACACGUUCACAACUUCAUGAUGGACACUCAACUCACCAAGAGGAUAAAGAAUGCGGCAGCCAAUGUUCUGAGGGAGACUUGGCUCAUCUACAAACAUACCAAACUGCAGAAGAAGAUCGACCACUCCAGAGUGCGCAAACACCAAAGGAAGUUCUUACAGGCCAUCCACCAAUUGCGUAGUGUGAAGAUGGAACAGAGGAAACUGAGUGAUCAGGCCAACACUCUGGUGGACCUUUCGAAGAUGCAGAGUGUGAUGUAUGAACUGAUGUCAGAGCUGAAUGACCGCAGUGAGGACCUGGAGCGCCAAAUGCUGUCUCUGGAGACGCGGGUGGAGCAACUGACCGCUGGCUUCACUGCCCUGCCUGCCCACCUGUCCGCCACUCUAUCCGCACAGCACACCACCCUGCUCCACCUACUCCGGGAGAGGGAUGCCAGGGACGGCCGAGGAGGUGGAGGGGGAACUUCCCUGGUACCUGUUACUCAGCUGGCCCCUGCCCACGCCCUGACCCCAAGCCCAAUGCUGGCACCUGAGCCCCAGCAGUCUUCACAGCCACCGCAUCCCACGGACGGAACCGUAGAAGGCAGCACUAGUCCCAAUACUAGCACUUCUAGUUGUUGAAGAAAAGGAGGCCGGGCUAUAGAAGAGGAAAUGGGAGAGGAGAAAAGGAAAAAGAGAGCUGGGAAGUGGGAAGUGGAGGAGGAUAAAGAGGGCGAGUUGGGAUCAGGGGUGAGGAGGGGUGAGUGGAUGAGGGAACAGGGUAUGAGGUCAACUCCAACACUAGCUCCCACAGCUGAUGCAGAGGGGAUGAAGGAUGGGAGGGGUAAGAGAGGGCAGUCAGAAGCCCAACACUAGCUCAUCAAGCUUCUAAGGAGAGCUGGGAGAAGAGGGGAGGCGAAAGAUUGUGAUGAGAGGAGGUGGAAGAGAGGAGGAGUGUAGUCGGUGUUAGGGGAGAAAUAUAAGAGGGAGGAACAGAGACGAGCGGAUGUGGGAGGGAUGGAAGUAAGAGAGAGGAUGGACUUAGAAUUGGUGAGGAUGAGGGUUUGGAGUCUUAAGAGGGAAGAGUGGUGGAGAAAGGGAAGGAUAAGAGAGAAGGGGACGAAUGGGAGGAGAGAUAAUUAAGAAUAAUUACAGCAACACAGUCCCAAUGGAAUUCACUUUAAUUACAGGACAAAAUGUCUCCCUCUCCUUUUUCAUCCUCUCUCUUACGCUUCCCUCUUUCUCUCCUUUCAUCGUAAUCUCUCUCUCGAUCCAUCCAUCAGGAAUUAUUAAUGACAAUGACUUUUUAUCCUUACGAUGUAUUUUCUAUCUAAUUGCUAAUUGUGUGAACACGAGCGACCCUUUAAUGAACCAUAUAAUCAAUAUGACCAUAAUACAGUACAUACUGUACACACGCAACAUUAUAUAUACACACACACACACACACACACACAAAAUACACAGCACACACACACAAAAUAUCCCCCAAAAUACAAAUAAUACAAUGCACGACUAGAUCACAAGAAAACAAUGCUAUAGCCUAUAACUGCCAAGUCCAACUGAAAACAACAUACUGCCAGGCAUUUAAUACACUACACAAAGAGCGUAGACAGGCACAAAGGAAACACUACUGCCAUAUUUCCUUAUGCCCACACGUUCCCCAAACAACUCAGUUUUCAUGAAUGUACAUUUUAAACCACAUGCACACAGUUUGCACAGGGGCACACACUGAGAGAAAUUCUCACACAUGCACACACACAUACACACGCGCAUACACACACACACACACACAUAAAAUCUACCAAAGUGCUCUCUCUCUCAAAUGGACUUCAAAAGAGAGGCAGGGGAGACUGUCACGGGGAGAGGAGAUGGGAAGAGCGGUUUCAGAUUUCUUGAAAAUGUUUCUGAAGAAUAACUGAAAAUCUGGAUGUGGACUAGUAAAUAGUAAGUGCACUUUUCACGGCCAGAUAUGAGAUGGACUGCCAUAGACAGGGAAGGAAAGAUACAGGCCAUGGCAAGAGAGAAAUGGUUGCUUACAAAACGUAACCCAAUAGACGGAGAGACUAUAAAUCUGAAAAUAAUGAUUAUGAUGUAAUAGAAUAAGACUAUUUUACUUCUGUAAGCCCUUUCUACGGAGACCAUUUUGAAAACUGUCUUAUAGCGACAUUCUGUGGCCGGAUUGCCUAAUUACACCUGCUUGGGAUAUUGUACAGUAUGCUCUUACAGAAACCUAGCUUUGAAUUGCUCAGUCUUUUCUACCAUUACGAUUUAAGGCAGUUAUAGCUGAUAUCUAUUAUUACUAUACUAUGGUAUUCAUCUCUUUCGUCCUGACAAUUAAGAUAGAUGUAUUAAUAAUAAACUGUAAUAAUAAAUUAUGGACGUGGGGAGGUGCGUUUGAGGUUGAAAUUAUUUUGUAAUUUUAUUUUACCAGAGAGACUUAAUAAAGUAUAUAUCUAUAUAACAUCAA
Molecule: messenger RNA, 4862 nt
Organism: Esox lucius (northern pike)
Lineage: Eukaryota; Metazoa; Chordata; Actinopteri; Esociformes; Esocidae
Gene: kcnn3
Product: potassium intermediate/small conductance calcium-activated channel, subfamily N, member 3
Biological process (GO): potassium ion transmembrane transport
Cellular component (GO): plasma membrane; neuronal cell body; neuron projection
Molecular function (GO): calmodulin binding; small conductance calcium-activated potassium channel activity
Source: RefSeq, a predicted model, not a curated record